GAGGACUGGCCAGGCCUGUGUGCUCAGCAAUGGCAUCUGCUUGGUGGCCCUGCCUCGCACUGGCUUUGUUCUCCAGCUUGGCAGCCUCUUUCGGUCCAAGAAGAAUCCCCCGGCUAGGGAAACGGAGCCUCCCAGAAGGGUUGGUCGAUGGCAUUGAGGUCUACAGUACCAAGAUCAACAGCAAGGUGACCUCCCGCUUUGCUCACAACGUCAUCACCACGAGGGCUGUCAACCAUGCAGAGGAGGCCAAGGAAAUUUUCUUUGACGCGGAGCUGCCCAAGACAGGCUUCAUCACCAACUUCACCUUGACCAUCGAUGGUGUCACCUACCCUGGGAACAUCAAGGAGAAGGAAGUCGCCAAGAAGCAGUAUGAAAAGGCUGUGUCCCAAGGCAAGACAGCUGGCUUGGUCAAGGCCUCCGGGAGGAAGUUGGAGAAAUUCACAGUCUCUGUCAACGUGGCUGCGGGCAGUAAGGUCACCUUUGAGCUAACUUACGAGGAGCUGCUAAAGAGGAACAAGGGCAAGUAUGAGAUGUACCUCAAGAUCCAGCCCAAGCAACUGGUCAAACACUUCGAGAUCGAUGUGCACAUCUUUGAGCCCCAGGGCAUCAGCACACUGGAUGCUGAGGCUUCGUUCAUCACCAACGACCUCCUGGGCAGCGCCCUCACCAAGUCCUUCUCAGGGCAAAAGGGCCAUGUGUCCUUCAAGCCCAGCUUGGAUCAACAGCGCUCGUGCCCAACCUGUACAGACUCCCUCCUCAAUGGGGACUUCACUGUCACUUACGAUGUGAACAGAGAAUCUCCAGGCGAUGUGCAGAUAGUCAAUGGUUAUUUCGUGCACUUCUUCGCACCUCAAGGCCUUCCAGUGGUGCCAAAGAAUGUGGUCUUUGUGAUUGAUGUCAGCGGCUCCAUGUCUGGUCGGAAAAUACAGCAGACAAGGGAUGCCCUUCUCAAAAUUCUGGAGGACGUGAAAAAGGAUGACUACCUGAAUUUCAUCCUGUUCUCUGGGUAUGUGACCACUUGGAAGGAUCAACUAGUUCAAGCCACCCCUGAGAACCUCCAGGAGGCCAAGACAUUUGUGAAGAGCAUUCGUGACCAAGGAUCAACCAAUAUCAAUGACGCACUGCUGAGGGCCAUCCAUAUGCUGAACAAGGCCCAGGAGGAGCACAGAGUCCCUGAGAGGAGCACCUCCAUCAUCAUCAUGCUGACCGAUGGGGACGCCAAUACUGGUGAGAGCAGACCCGAAAAGAUCCGAGAAAAUGUGCGGAACGCCAUCGAAGGCAAGUUCUCCUUGUAUAACCUGGGCUUCGGCAGGAAUCUGGAUUACAGUUUCUUGGAGAGUAUGGCUCUGGAGAAUCAAGGACUCGCCCGGCGCAUUUAUGAAGACUCGGAUGCUGACCUGCAGUUGCAGGGCUUCUACGAGGAGGUGGCUAACCCGCUGCUGACCAGCGUGAAGGUGGAAUACCCCGACAACGCCAUCCAGGACCUCACCCAGAACAGUUACCAGCACUUCUACGAUGGCUCUGAGAUUGUGGUGGCCGGGCGCCUGGUGGACGAGGACAUGAACAACUUUAAGGCAGACGUGAAGGGCCACGGGGCCCUCAGUGAUCUGGUCUACACAAAGGAGGUAGAUGUAAAGGAGGCAGAGAAGGCCCUGAAGGAGCAAGACUAUAUUUUUGGGAACUUCAUUGAGCGUCUCUGGGCCUACCUCACCAUCGAGCAGCUCCUGGAGAAACGCAAGAACGCUCAGAGCGAGGAGAAGGAGAACCUCACAGCCCAGGCCCUGGACCUGUCCCUCAAGUACCACUUUGUGACUCCACUGACUUCCAUGGUGGUGACCAAGCCAGAGGACAAUGAGAACCAGAUGGCCUUCGCUGACAAGCCUGGGGAAGAUGCAGAGGGUAAGCCCAGCCAGCAUCCAGCCAGAUCUGCGACCCCCUCCACGGCCUACCAAGUCAGAUACCAGCCUCCUCAAAACCCCUACUACUACGUGGAUGGGGACCCCCACUUCAUCAUCCAAGUCCCAGAAAAAGAUGAUGCCAUCUGCUUCAACAUUGAUGAAGACCCAGGCACGGUGCUGAGCCUCAUUCAGGACCCGGUCACAGGUCUCUCUGUUAAUGGGCAGAUCAUUGGAGAUAAGAGAGACAGCUCCAACUCCAACACCAGAAAGACUUACUUUGGGAAACUGGGCAUUACCAAUGCUCAGAUGGACUUCCGGAUUGAGGUGACAACAGAGAAGAUCACCCUGUGGAAUGGGGUUGUGCCGACCACUUUGAGCUGGCUGGACACAGUCACAGUCACACAGGAUGGGCUGUCUGUGACAAUCAAUAGGAAGAAGAACAUGGUGAUUUCCUUUGGACGCGGGGUUACCUUUGUGGUUGUGCUGCACCGGGUGUGGAAGAAACAUGACUUUCUAGGCUUCUAUGUGGUAGACAGUCACCGGAUGUCAGCACAGACACAUGGCCUGCUGGGUCAAUUCUUCCACCCCUUUGACUUUGAGGUGUCCGACGUCCACCCAGGCUCUGACCCCACAAAGCCAGAUGCCAUAAUGGUGGUGAAGAACCAUCAGCUGACUGUCACAAGGGGCUCCCAGAAAGAUUACAGGAAGGACACCAGCGUGGGCAUGAAGGUCAACUGUUGGUUUGUCCACAACAAUGGAGAAGGGCUGAUUGACGGUGUCCACACUGACUAUAUAGUUUCCAACCUGCUCUGAGUAAACAUGCCAGCUUCUGUUGGGCACAGAACAGGGCCUGUGGGUGUGGUAUGGACAAUAAAGCCUGCUGUGGGAACAGACA
This is a messenger RNA of Fukomys damarensis (Damara mole-rat), 2793 nucleotides long. RefSeq names its product inter-alpha-trypsin inhibitor heavy chain 3 (gene Itih3). Gene Ontology annotation, molecular function: serine-type endopeptidase inhibitor activity. Lineage: Eukaryota; Metazoa; Chordata; Mammalia; Rodentia; Bathyergidae. Gene Ontology annotation, biological process: hyaluronan metabolic process. The coding region runs from base 30 to 2711 and encodes 893 amino acids. The record is from RefSeq and is a predicted model, not a curated record. The transcript has 22 exons.